Molecule: messenger RNA, 1694 nt
Organism: Cylas formicarius (sweet potato weevil)
Lineage: Eukaryota; Metazoa; Arthropoda; Insecta; Coleoptera; Brentidae
Gene: byn
Product: T-related protein
Exons: 6
Coding region: 244-1626 (460 amino acids)
Biological process (GO): mesoderm formation; heart morphogenesis; cell fate specification
Cellular component (GO): nucleus
Molecular function (GO): DNA-binding transcription factor activity, RNA polymerase II-specific; RNA polymerase II cis-regulatory region sequence-specific DNA binding
Source: RefSeq, a predicted model, not a curated record
UGUAGCAUUUAUCGUUACCGUGUGAAAUAUUGACAAAUAAUAUUCUAACAAUAAACGGUUAAUUUACAAGAAGUGCGCGUGUGUGUCCACCGAAUAAGCGUGCAGGGUAUGAUUGGGGUAUUAAGAUAAGUUAAACAGGAUAAUCGCCAAAACUGUUUGUUUUCCGAGUUUCGUGCCUUUUGGUUAAGUGUAUUGGUGCACCCGUUUUAAUUGGGAAGGAGUAGCCGAUCGAAAUCGGAUCCGAUGGCCCAACAUAUCCUGUCUGCGGUUGACACAGAACUAACCUCCAUCAAGGAAAAGGGCGAUUCUUCGGAUAGGGAUGUGUCGAUAUCCUUGGACGACCGCGAUCUAUGGGUCCGCUUCCAGUGUUUUACUAACGAGAUGAUCGUGACGAAAAGCGGCAGAAGAAUGUUUCCUGUGGUAAAAGUGAGUGCUAACGGGUUAGACUCCAAAGCGAUGUACACGGUACUGUUGGAAUUCGUUCAAAUCGAUCCGCAUCGAUGGAAGUACGUGAACGGCGAAUGGGUACCGGGUGGAAAAGCCGAAGUACCACCCUCGAAUCCCAUUUACAUUCACCCGGAGUCGCCAAAUUUCGGGGCGCAUUGGAUGAAAGAGUCAAUAUCGUUCGCCAAGGUCAAACUUACCAACAAAUCGAACGGAAAUGGUCAAAUAAUGCUAAACUCAUUACACAAGUACGAACCUCGAGUCCAUUUGGUCAGAGUCGGAACGGAACCGAGAAGAGUCAUUACUUUUCCGUUCCCGGAAACGCAGUUUAUUGCCGUAACCGCGUAUCAAAACGAGGAAGUGACCUCUCUCAAAAUCAAGUACAAUCCGUUCGCCAAAGCAUUCCUGGACGCCAAAGAAAGACCGGACAGCGUUUACAACCAGCGAAGUGAUUAUUCACACAACUACAGCACCCAGCAGCAAUACUCGCAAUAUGGGUCGUGGUUUAUUCCACAUCAGUCCAUUUAUCCAUCUUCAGGACAGAUGUCGCCUUGCCAAUUCCGAUCCAGUCCCAAGUUGACCAGACAAAAAUCGGCACCGUAUCUACUCAACAGGCAAAAGUCUGCUUCUCCGGUGUCACCUCCACCGCAAGUUUACAACCCCCCCGAACACAUUCAGCAGCAACAGAUUUACACUUCGCCCGGGGCGACUUACGCCAGCUGGUCGUCGAUGUCGACGAUGCAGGCGCAGACGCCCACGACGCUCGUAUCUCCCAUCAACUGUUGGUCUUUGACGUCGAGCCCGCCUCCGCCGCACCAAAUAUCUGCCCAACCCACCCCGAACCAAUCCCCGAACCACCAGAUGUACCAGUACUCGCCCGUCACUAGCCUUACCAACCUCUCCUAUUCGACCUACUAUCCGCAAGAUGUGCCGACCUAUCAGAAUCCCGAAUACCUGGUCAACCCAGUCGCGCAGGACGUGACGUACGCUCAGAUCGGGGGAAAUCGGAACUCUUCGGUGGUAUACAAGACGGAGCAAAUUCAAAGCAUCGACGGCGGCGUGGCUGAUUACGACAGCGUGAAAUCGGAAUGCGCAGCUGCGCGGCAGACGUCACAGGAGACCAGCGAGUCGGCGUCGCGGACCCCCAGGCACGACUGGACUCCGAACCACUUACAAAAUUAGGAGACAUGUCGUGUUGUGACGGUUGAGCGUGUAUAUAUUUUUAAUAAUUUGUAUUGUUAAAUAAAAUG